Maudiozyma saulgeensis is the source of this 2127-nucleotide messenger RNA. NCBI's taxonomy places the organism in Eukaryota, Fungi, Ascomycota, Saccharomycetes, Saccharomycetales, Saccharomycetaceae. The record is from the annotation of a GenBank genome assembly.
AUGAAUAAUCCGAUAUAUACUCAAAUAUUCGUUGUAUUCAUUUUCAUUUCAUCAUGCUUCAUACAAUAUACUGAGGCUGCUCAAGGUUGUAAACCAAAGGGCGAAGGUGCGGAAGGUUUCAGUAUGUCUUUAUACCAUUAUGAUUAUUAUAAUACAUCUGCAGGAGCAGGGUUUUGUUUUUCGAGUGAAUACCGACAUUAUGAUUAUAUGCAUGGAGGUUAUGUCGAUUAUGCAGGUGGUCUCAUUGGUACUAGCACAGGUAUCACAGAUUUAGACUUAAAUUUCAAAUUACCAGAACUUUGUACAAUCACUAAUGGUACAUUGCCAUCCAAUUUCAAUUAUCCAGACGAAUUUACAAUCUCUAAUUUCACUAUGCUUUUAGCUGGUUAUUUCUAUGCCGAAAUGACUGGUGAUUAUACAUUUUUUAUGGAGGCUGAUGAUUUAGCUUACCUAAGUUUUGGUGCUGGAAAUGCGUUUGAUUGUUGCGGAAUGGAAGAAACAGUUACUGAUCCAGAUGCGUUCGAUUUAGUUGUUAUAUGGCAAAGUCCAACCGAUCUUUCUGGUAGCGUGACAUUUUCAUUGAACGCCGGUAUUUAUUAUCCAAUUCGUCUAUUAUAUACAAACAGAGAUUUUUAUGGUAUUUUAUCAUUAAAUUAUACGGAUCCAAGUGGUACUUUAUACUCUAAUUUUGAAGAUCGUAUUUUCCAAUUCACUGAUAAUCCAGAAGGUUGUGCCAAUGAAGUCCUUUAUACCACCACAGUUUGGACAGGUACGUAUACAACUACCUAUUCUACAGAGACUUUUACAUCUGUAGGGACAGAUGAAUUUGGUACCAUCGAAACAAUAUAUUACAUCAGAACUCCAGAACCACAUACAUCUACAACUACAACUCAACCGGGAACAUUCAGCGAGACUACUACAGUGUCAACAUACACGACAUAUACUGUCGGUACUGAUUCCACUUCCACUAUCGAGACCGUAUAUGUGGUAGAGACCCCACCUGCUACAUCAAGUACAACCAUUUCUAGUGAGUUAGUUUCUAGUUCUACUGAGCCUCCUACAAGUUCUGAAAUACAUUCCAGUUCUGUACUUUCAUCCAGUUCUGAAAUACAUUCCAGUUCUGUACUUUCAUCCAGUUCUGAAAUACAUUCCAGUUCUGUACUUUCAUCCAGUUCUGAAAUUCAUUCCAGUUCUGAAAUUCAUUCCAGUUCUGAAAUUCAUUCCAGUUCUGAAAUUCAUUCCAGUUCUGAAAUUCAUUCCAGUUCUGUACUUUCAUCCAGUUCUGAAAUACAUUCCAGUUCUGUACUUUCAUCCAGUACGGUAAUUUCCUCUAGCACUGAACCAUUAACUCGUAGCACUUUCGAACCAACUACCUCCUCAUCUCAAAAUGAAAAUAGAGUGUCGAGUGGUUAUAUAAGCAAUAACUCCACCGCCGUCCCUUCCAAUACUUUAACUAGUGGUGAAGAAGUAAAAAGUAGUUUACUAUCAAGUUAUUCAUUAACAAGAAGUUCUAAGUCGACCUACACUCCUCUAUCUUCAGAAUCCAGAUACACAAACCAUUCAAGCAUAUCAAUAUCAUCGAGUGAAAUAUCUUACAAUAGCUUUUCCUCAUCAAAUACUAUCGAAACAGUCUUAACGAGUAGGACCUCGUCAGAAAAAACGAAAAUAUCUACAAUACCCUCUAAAGAAUCAAUGACAAUUGUUACAAAAGCAUCUAAAUCUACCAUUUCCAGCUCCAAUAAGAGCAUUUGCAAAUCACAAUGUUAUGGAUCUGGAAGUAUCACAGGUGAUUUAACCACUGAGACUAUUCAUAUUUCGAAUACAAUAGAUAUAACAACUAAAACAGAGAGUGGAAACCAUUUUGUUACAUCCUCUAUUAUUAGUAUAUAUCCACCUGAUUCAUCCGAUGUUAUUAGCUAUCAUCCCACCACCACCCAUAGUACGGAUCCUAUCGAAAUAGUAACAAAAGUAACACAAGUUGUAACCACUGGGAAAACCACUGGGAAAACCAGUACUCCUACGGCUUCAACUAGUAGCGCAAAUUUGCUUUAUGAUGAUUCAGCUAAAAGAAAUUCAUUUGAAUUCCCAAGCUUCGUUGUUUUACUGUGGUCGUUACUAUUCAUCUGA